AUGCGAGGCUUCAACACAGUGGGGGACAACAAUCUUACGAACGCAGAUAGUUUGUCGUUCGUGUGGAAGGACUUUAAGAGUGCCGGCUACGUGACUGCAAUGUCUGAAGACAGUCCGGAGAUCGGCAGGUUCCAGAGUCCACCCGUCGACCAUUAUCUUCGGCCUUUGCCUAUGCCCAAACUCAGCCGCUGUCAACGUAAACGAAGCAGCAUGGAACAUACCCUGGAUUACUGCACUCAGCUGAUCGAACGAUAUGUGAAGGACACUAAGCCGUUCUUUGGAUUCUUCUGGACGAAUUUGUUUUGGUCCGAAAGCUAUGCCGAACCGUUGGAAAAUGAUGAGGAGGUGUAUGACUAUCUGAACAGGUUCGAGGCAUUGGGACUCUACGAAGAGGCCAUUGUAGUUGUCCUCAGCGAUCAUGGGAAGCAGUUUGGAAAUCUGAUUCACCUUCGCGAUGGUCAUUUGGAGGAACGUCAGCCCAUGCUGUUCAUAUCACUGCCAAAAUGGUUCCGGCAACGCCAUCCAGGGUUUGUCAAUGCCUUGCAGUUGAAUAGCCAUCGCUUGUGCUCUCCCUACGAUCUCCAACUGACUUUGAAACAUAUAUCCUCGCUACAGGUCGCGCACGAGACUGUACUUGCGAGUACCCCGUCAUGUCCUCGCUGUCAGAGUCUGUUCUAUCCGCUGCCAGAGACUCGAACUUGCUCUGAGGCGGGCAUCGGGCCACAUUGGUGCUCCUGCGAUGCGUAUAGACCGCUGCCACUGAGCGACAAUAUUCAGACCAUGGCACACUUUGUGGUUCAACGAAUUAAUCAAUUUUUAACCGAUCUCAGUCUAACGAAUCGGUGUAGUAAGCUCCGUUUGUCUGGCAUUAGACGGGCCCAGAGGAAAGAGAGAUCCCCGCAUGACGAUCCCAAUGUGUGCCACUAUCGAAUUAAACUGGAAGCCCUGCCCAAUACGGUGGUAUUUGAGGCCACCGUGAGCUAUAACGAGCUGACGCAUCUGAUGGAUACGGACAUCAAUACGGAUAUCAGUAGACAAAAUUCUUUUGAUCGGGAUGGCAGUUGCAUUCAGCACAAAAAGGCGCAGAAGUUUUGUGUGUGCCACAACAGGAUAACUACUAAUUAG
Molecule: messenger RNA, 1125 nt
Organism: Drosophila pseudoobscura
Lineage: Eukaryota; Metazoa; Arthropoda; Insecta; Diptera; Drosophilidae
Exons: 1
Coding region: 1-1125 (374 amino acids)
Source: RefSeq, a predicted model, not a curated record